This is a messenger RNA of Spirodela intermedia, 3283 nucleotides long. The record is from the annotation of a GenBank genome assembly. Lineage: Eukaryota; Viridiplantae; Streptophyta; Magnoliopsida; Alismatales; Araceae.
AUGGACCCUACCCUGAACCGUGCCACGUCGCCAGUCGAGGAGGAAGACGAGUGGGGUAUGUCUAACGCCACAACUACUGCCUUCCCGUAUUCUGCCAACUUAAUAUUUUAUCGAAUGUCUUCGCUUUUACCCGUAACAGAGAAUACUGCUUUAAGUUUUUAUUUUUUUUCUCCGUGUUUAUCUGGGGAGUCAAAAAUAUUUUGUACCAGUAGGAAAUUCUGUGUGGGAAUUUUUAUUUGGAUCUCGGAUCAUCUAUUAUGUCCGUCUCUCUCAUUUUUGUGGUUAACUUUUUUCAGCCUGUUAUCUUGGAUUAUUUCUUAGUUUUUUUCUGUUUUCUACCUGCUAUCAGUUAUCAAGAUCACCUGGUAAUAUUUUCUUGACUUAUUCAUGGUUCGUUUUUUUUUGUGCAUUCGAGCAUCCUUAUGCGUUAUCCAUGUAUUAAUCAUUAAUGUGUUGUCCUGUAUAUGUGGUCGAUGCUGUUUUAGGCCAAUGUGUCUUCUGCCAGGCCUCACAAGUGAGUCAUCCAACCCUGAUACGUAACUUGGUAGGUUGAUGAAGGGAGGAGAUCGUAUGAUAUAUUUUACGAAUCAUAAUGUUAUGAUGGACAGGAGAACUUUCCGGUGAAUGUUGAUAAAGGGGCAUGCUCUUCUUCUUCUAAUGGAUAUUUGGAAUAUUUUGCAGUCUCUUUAAACAAAUAAAGAACAGAAGUAAUAAAGAUGAGAUAAAAGCAAAGCAACCGUUGAAAUCAGUAGAAAUCGGCGUGAGGGAGAAGAAAGAUAUUCAGUCAAAAGGGAAAACCGAUAUAAUAUAGUGGUUGGGUAGAAAAUGAAGAAUCAUCAAAGUUAUGAGCAUGGGGCUUAACACAUCUGUAAAAUUUUGGGUGAGAUGAGGUUACCACACAGAUAGUCUUUAUACGCAUAUGCUAAUGACCCUAAUGCUCAGUUAAUGUAGAAUCUCUUAGAGCAGAAAGUAAAUAUAAAUAACCACAAUCAGGUUCUUCUUAAUAAGAGGCUGGUUGAUCUUCUUUUCUUAGAAAUAUGCUCAGAUUUAUUUAUCCUCUGAAACUUUUCACGUGUCAUUUGUCAUACCAUAUCUGUGGACUUUGGCUCACUUUUUGGUAAAUGAAGACAGCCUUUUCUUUUUCCUUUAUCUUGAAAUAUGUGUUUUGCUUUACAUACUUUCAUUACUGCUGCACCUUACGUAUUGUAUGCAACCUCUUGGAUCUUUCUGAAAGUAGGUAUGAAACUCAGGUUGAGUUAGCUUUUGCUGCAACAUACACUGCCGGGCACAGGGAAGGCAAGUGUAAAACCAUACCCAACAGCUUUGACCCCAUCUGACUCAAAAACAAUACUUCCCUGGCUUGAUUCAAUUCUAAUUCGGAACCAGAAUGCCUUCUCCCAUCCCAAACGAAUCAUAACUUGAAACAAGAUAAGGAUGCAUCUGUCCAACUUAUAGGCUACAUCAAUUAAUAAGCUAUUUUUGUCCCAGUCUGCAUGCAGAUCGACUGAAGCAGCCAUCCAUCGUCUGAUUUGCUUAUACAGGAUUGAAUAACUUGUAACUUGUGGUACUUAUACAGCUUAUUGUGUUUCAAGCUGACUAAAUUUCACAAAAAACUUAAGAGGGAUGUAUCCAUAAAUUCGAAGGCGCAUUUAUAUUAAAUAAUAUAAAUAUUGUGAAAGGCACAAAAACAUUUCCAUCAUAUUUUAUCUGAGAAGAUUAAAUGUGGUUUGGAAGACGUUCCUUACAAUUCUCUUGUCAAAACCAUGGAUAAAAUGCGGCCUACGUUUGAUGGGCUCCACUAUUUGAUACAAUGGUGACUUCUGUAUAUCAUUAAAUCUGAAAUCAAGCCAGUGGUGGAAGAUAAUGCUUUUAGAACGGCACCAAAUAUAAGAUCUGUUUUUGAGAGAUGUGAUGAACUGCUCGAAUCAGAGGCCUAGUAUAUAUUCUAUAAUUUUUCAGUCUUCAUGUGUGUGUGAGGAAAGUGACCACCCUGAGAAGAAAAGAAUACAGGGUUGGGAUUUACUUGGAGUUUCACUGCAGUGUACUGCAUUCACCUUGUUGCAUUUCAAUUAAGUUAGACAUCUGCUAGCGGCAUGAAAGAAAGAUAAAAAUAUUGGAAACAUGUGAAUAUACUCUGGAGCCUUUAGGUGGCUAUGCUGUGGUGGUGGUUGUGGUUCAUACAUUUGUACCUGGAGAAAGAAACGUAAAGAGAGUAUAUUCUCAGCUUGGCAGAGAACUGAACUACGAACUAUUGCUUUGAGGAACGAAAGUUUUCUUCUGUCUUGAGAGCCUCGGCCAGCUUCGUCUAGACUUUGGAGAGGUUGUAUAGAGGGUUCGUGAGAGCCCGUCCUUUUUUUUCUUCUGAAAACUUUCUAAUUUUUGUCUGUUCCUUCAUACCGCAGUAAUCAUACAUGAAGGCCUUCCCUUUAUACAAUAGAAAAAGCUCUCUAAAAGCUCUCUGAAGUUGUUCGUUUUCAAUAUAAUGGAACUCCACUCAUUAGGAAUCAUUCAGGCCAAAGGAUUGGUAGAGAUGGGAAUUCUUGACUUGUUGAUUCCUGGGAGGUCCAUGGAAACUGUAGGGCUGCAAAUAGUAAGAUUAUGAAACCAUGGCGCAAAUUUAGGGUUCCUCGAUCGGCUCCCGGCUGGUAUCGUAUGGGUAGUUGGGUAGCCACUGGUAUCAUCUUUAAUGGGUCUACAGUUUUAAAAGUGGGUUUUUUAUUGGCGAUGAUUUAUGCUAAAAAAAGUCAAUAAGAGGGCACAGUGGGAUGAGACCAUAGAAGAGAAACCCAGUUAUCAUCUGCCUUCAUUCAACGUACCCUCUGUUUAGUAACCUGGACCCUCUCCCAUUUUUCAGAUACGGAUGGAUUUGUGAUCCCGAGCUUGUCUAUCGGAGAUUCUGAGGGUGGCAAUCGCCAUGCUUCAGCAGUAGCGGACCCCGAACCGCCCUCCAAGGUAAUUCUCUCCUUCUUGGCUUCUGGGUAUCAGCUCGUAUGAUCAAUGUAUAGAAUCUGUGAUUGGUUUACUCUUGUGGCAGCCCAUCAAGGAAGAGAAGAUCUAUUUGGGACCCCACGGAGCUCCUCCUCCGGCAAAGCAGCAGGACCCCAAUCUCCCCGGCAACAGACUGCGGUCCAAGAACAAACUGAAGGAAGCGGACCGCAGGUUUUCCGGGGCCGGACGCGAGAACAAGGUCGAGAUCCUGCGGGAGCUUGUGGGCGGCAGCGCCAGGGUGAAGAGCGCCGCCAUGGCUAAGGGUUCACCCCGCGACUGGCUCGACCCUCAUUAG